GCCGCCUCCUCGCUCUGCCUGUCGGCGCGACCCAGGUGCCGGCGGGCAGGAGGCGCCCGAGGAUGUGCGGCUGGCCGCUGCUCCUGCUUUGGGGGCUGCUCCCCGGCGCGGCUGCGGGGGGCUUGGGCCGGGCCCUCCCGCACCGCACCCUCCUCGACUCCGAGGGCAAAUACUGGCUGAGCUGGGGCCCACGGGGCGGCCGGCUCGCCUUUCGCCUCGAGGUGCGCACCGCCGGCUACGUGGGCUUCGGCUUCUCGCCCACCGGGGCCAUGGCCGCGGCGGACAUCGUCGUGGGCGGCGUGGCCCACGGGCGGCCCUAUCUGCAGGAUUAUUUUACAAAUGCAAAUAGAGAGUUGAAAAAAGAUGCUCAGCAAGAUUACCACCUGGAGUAUGCCAUGGAAAAUAGUACCCACACAGUAGUUGAAUUUACCAGAGAACUGCAUACCUGUGACAUGAAUGAUAAGAGUAUAACGGAGAGCACUGUGAGAGUGAUCUGGGCUUACCAUCAUGAAGAUGUGGGCGAAGCCGGCCCCAAGUACCAUGACUCCAAUCGUGGCACUAAGAGUCUACGGCUGUUGAAUCCGGAGAAAACCACCGUGUUGUCUACAGCCAUACCAUACUUUGACCUGGUGAAUCAGGACGUCCCCAUCCCAAACAAAGGUACGACCUAUUGGUGCCAAAUGUUUAAAAUCCCUGUGUUCCAGGAAAAGCAUCAUGUAAUAAAGGUGGAGCCACUGAUACAGAGAGGCCACGAGAGUCUGGUCCACCACAUCCUACUGUACCAGUGCAGCAGCAGCUUUAACGACAGCGUCCUGGACUAUGGCCACGAGUGCUACCACCCUAACAUGCCCGAUGCGUUCCUCACCUGCGAGACCGUUAUUUUCGCCUGGGCCAUUGGUGGAGAGGGUUUUUCCUAUCCACCUCAUGUUGGAUUAUCCCUUGGCACUCCGUUAGAUCCUCGUUAUGUGCUCCUGGAAGUCCAUUAUGACAAUCCGACAUACAAGGAGGACUUAAUAGAUAAUUCUGGACUGAGGUUAUUUCAUACGACAGAUAUAAGGAAGUACGAUGCUGGGGUGAUUGAGGCUGGCCUCUGGGUAAGCCUCUUCCACACCAUCCCUCCAGGGAUGCCUGAAUUCCAGUCUGAGGGUCACUGCACUCUGGAAUGCCUAGAAGAGGCUCUGGAAGCUGAAAAGCCAAGUGGAAUCCAUGUGUUUGCUGUUCUUCUCCAUGCUCACCUGGCUGGCAGGGGCAUCAGGCUCCGUCAUUUUCGCAAAGGGGAGGAAAUGAGAUUACUGGCUUAUGAUGACGAUUUUGACUUCAACUUCCAGGAGUUUCAGUAUCUAAGGGAAGAACAAACGAUUUUACCAGGAGAUAAUCUAAUUACUGAGUGUCGUUACAACACAAAAGAUAGAUCCCGGAUGACUUGGGGAGGAUUAAGCACCAGAAAUGAAAUGUGUCUGUCAUAUCUUCUUUAUUACCCAAGAAUUAAUCUUACUCGAUGUGCAAGUAUUCCAGACAUCAUGGAACAACUUCAGUUCAUUGGUGUUAAGGAGAUCUAUAGGCCAGUCACGUAA
Molecule: messenger RNA, 1574 nt
Organism: Leptonychotes weddellii (Weddell seal)
Lineage: Eukaryota; Metazoa; Chordata; Mammalia; Carnivora; Phocidae
Source: RefSeq, a predicted model, not a curated record